AUGAACAAACUUCUUGGAGCGGCUAUAGCGUCGGCGUUACUGCAAAUUCUACUUUGCUAUACCGCCGUGAGCGGCGUCAGCUGGGAAGAAUGGUGGACCUACGACGGCAUUUCAGGUCCAGCGUUUUGGGGCUUGAUCAACCCCGAGUGGUCUCUAUGCAACAAAGGACGGCGACAAUCACCGGUCAAUCUAGAACCGGAGAAGCUGCUCUUCGAUCCCAAUCUCCGAUUUUUACACAUAGAUAAGCAUAGGAUCAAUGGCCUCAUAAGCAACACGGGCCACUCAGUCAUCUUCACCGUUGAAAAUGAAACCCGACACCACAUUAAUAUUACCGGAGGACCUCUCUCGUACAAAUAUCAGUUCCAUGAAAUACACAUACACUAUGGCCUACAUGACCAGUUCGGAUCUGAACAUGCUAUCAACGGAUACUCGUUUCCUGCAGAGAUUCAAAUAUUUGGUUUCAACUCACAACUUUAUUCGAAUUUCUCAGAAGCUCUACACAAAGCUCAAGGAAUCGUUUCUAUUUCUUUACUGUUGCAGUUGGGAGAUUUAUCAAACCCUGAACUCAGAAUAUUGACAGAAGAAUUGGAAAAUAUUAAAUACGGUGGGGCUGAAAUGCCAGUUAACCGUCUGUCAGUCAGAGGUCUAUUACCGGAAACGGACUAUUAUAUGACGUACGACGGCUCAACUACGGCACCGGCCUGCUACGAAACUGUUACAUGGAUUAUUAUCAACAAACCUAUUUACAUCACUAAACAGCAGCUGCACGGCCUGAGGCGAUUGAUGCAAGGCGACGCGAGGCACCCGAAGGCCCCUCUAGGAAACAACUUCAGGCCUCCACAGCCACUGCACCACCGGGCAGUGCGGACUAAUAUUGACUUUGACUUGAGCAAGUAUCCUGGCAAAACUUGCCCCAGCAUGCAUCGUGACAUGCACUAUAAAGCCUUUAUCGAUUUUGGAAGUACGUGUAAUACAAUAACUGAAACAGUUUGUAAGGAAUUAAAUUUAGAAUUUUAUACUUGUACGCGUAAUAUCGUUAUAAGAGGUUUCGGAGGCUCAAAGAUAACACCAAUUGGCGAGGUUGUAGUAAAUGUUAAUGUUGAUGAAGCCAUUUGUGAAACAAAGGCUUACAUUGUUCCUGACAUUGCUCAGGGCAUUGGUGUUAUCAUCGGGCAACCUUUUACGGAAUAUCCAAAUGUUUACGUGAUUAAAACUCCUACAUCAUUAAAUAUGUACAACGCAAAUAUUUUAACCGAAUUACCGAACAUACAUGAAACAGCAGAUCGCAUUAGACUCGUGACCGAUGAAACUGUCGUUUUA
Molecule: messenger RNA, 1320 nt
Organism: Brenthis ino (lesser marbled fritillary)
Lineage: Eukaryota; Metazoa; Arthropoda; Insecta; Lepidoptera; Nymphalidae
Source: the annotation of a GenBank genome assembly